AUGAGCGUCUCCGUGUUGUUUCAGGUCAGCGCUCAGGGAUUUGCACCGUUGUUGCAGUUCGCCUACACCGCUAAGCUCUUACUCAGCAGAGACAACAUCCACGAGGUCAUUCGCUGUGCACAAUUCCUGCGCAUUCACAACCUGGAAGACUCAUGCUUCCGCUUCCUGGAGGCGCAGCUGCGGGGGGAGAAUGACGCCCACCAGAAGGAGGCAGCAGAGAACGGGCCCUCAGAGGACGAGAGCAUGCAGGGGGCCGACCAGGGCAUGUCCCCUCUCGGGUCUCCGCAGCCGGACGAGGACGCGCCGUCGCCCGGAGCCUCGGACUUACCUCGCUGCCCCAAGUACAGGAAGUACCAAUGGAACUGCAACAAGCACAACCACACCUCCUCACACAGCCCCUCCCCCGAGAGGGUCCCCGAGAGUGUCCCCGAGAGUGUCCCCGAGAGUGUCCCAGGACAAACCCUGCCUCUCACUCACAUCAAGGUAGAACCACGAGCAGAUGAAGAGGGACGCUGUGGUUCAGGCGACGAGCAGGACGUCCAGGAUCUGGACGGUGUCACAACCAUGGAAAUGGACAAACCUGUGUCUGUGAACAACAGACGCUCUCCUUCUUGUCUCAGGGUCUUUUGUAAAAAAGUGGUGGAUGUUCCCAGUUUAUCAAACUCUUCCCAGGAGCUACUCACCCACAGGCCGCCGUGUUCCCAGGACAGAACAAACUCUCAGGGAGACCACCUCACAGACUUCAGGCCUUGUCCUGGGGAGCAGCCGGCCUCGCCACAGGACCCUCUGGCCUCGGGCCUGUCCUUCAAAGCCUCCUGUGACGCAGUGUUCAAACAGGAUGUAGAACUGGACCGCCGCAGUGUCAUCUUCUCCUCCGGGGCCGGCAGCCGCCCAGGGGGGCCUGUGCAUUCCUACUUAGGCGGAGGCUCUCUGGAGAUGGAGCUCUCAGAGCACUUGCCCAAAGGCCUGUGGCCGGGGGCCAGCCAGUCCCUGCCUUCCUCCCAGACACACUCCUCUUCAAGCACCACCUCUGAGCCCCCCGCCCUGUGCCGCUCUCGCCCUAACACCAGCUGUCCCGUGCCCAUCAAAGUGUGCCCACGCUCCCCGCCCUGCGAGACCCGCACUCGGACGUCCAGCUCCUGCUCGUCCUACUCCUACGCAGAGGACGGCAGUGGGGGCUCUCCCUGCAGUCUGCCUCAGUUCGAGUUCUCGUCCUCUCCCUGCUCCAACCUCACGCGCUGCCUCAGCCUCGACCCCCAGGACCAAAGCGGCCACGGAGACGCCCUCUUCGGCCAGGUUCGUCCCAAGAUCAAAUGUGAGCAGUCGUACGGAACCAACUCCAGCGACGAGUCCGGCUCCUUCUCUGAGGGCGACGGUCCAGAGCGGGGCCCAGAGGUGAAGCUGCCAUUUCCUGUCGAUCAAAUCACAAAUCUCCCGCGGAACGACUUCCAGCUCAUGGUGAAGAUGCACAAACUGACGUCAGAGCAGCUGGAGUUCAUCCACGACGUGCGGCGCCGAAGCAAGAACCGGAUCGCUGCUCAACGCUGCCGCAAGAGGAAACUAGACUGUAUCCUGAACCUGGAGUGUGAGAUCCACAAGCUGGUGUGUGAGAAGGAGAAGCUGCUGAGUGAGAGGAACCAGCUGAAGGCCUGUAUGGGGGAACUGUGGGAGAACUUCUCGUGCCUGUCCCAGGAGGUCUGCCGGGACGUCCAGCUCAGUCCAGAGCAGGUCCAGUCCCUGCAUCACUACUGCCCCGUGGUGAGACCCAACUCCAUCUCCACCCACCACCCGCCCCCCCGCCCCUCGCCCUGUGACCCCAACCCCGGCUCCACCACCAGCAUCGACCUCACGGCCCACUCCCCGAGCCCGGACCCUCCAGACCGGGACAUGGACGGACUGGAGCGCUCUCAGACUGUCACUGUGGACUUCUGCCAAGAAAUGACCGAAAAGUGCACCACGGACGAGCCGCCGCACAGAGACGGCUCCCAGUAG
Molecule: messenger RNA, 1992 nt
Organism: Knipowitschia caucasica
Lineage: Eukaryota; Metazoa; Chordata; Actinopteri; Gobiiformes; Gobiidae
Source: the annotation of a GenBank genome assembly